AUGUCGCCUAGGUCCCUCCAGAUACACCCUGAGCGGUCCGGAUCCUGUCAGCUUCCCAACUUGGAGAACCCCUGCCCGGCGUCUCCCGCCCCGGAGAGCAGCUUUGAGUUUAUCUAUCUGGUGAAUAGCUGUUUCAUCAAUUGGGACCUGGAGAUGUACUACUCGCCCCAGGAUAUUCCGGCCAAGGCCCGGAGUACCAGCCUCAAUGACCAGCUGGGACAGAUUGAGUACAUCUUCUCCGACAAGACAGGAACCCUGACCCAGAACAUCAUGACCUUCAAGAAAUGCUGCAUUAAUGGGCUGAUUUACGAUGCUGAGCUAGAACAUAAUGCCAUCUCUUGGAGCUGGAACAAGUACGCAGAUGGGAAGCUGAUGUUCUAUGACUCCAAGCUCCUAGCAGACAUCCUGAAAGAUGAGGAUGAGGUGGCCCGAGAGUUCUGGAGGCUGCUGGCCCUCUGCCAUACUGUCAUGGUGGAUGAGAAGGAUGGCCAGCUGGUCUACCAGGCAGCUUCUCCAGACGAGGAGGCCCUGGUGACGGCCGCCCGGAACUUUGGCUAUGUUUUUCUGUCUCGGACCCAGGAUACCAUCACCACCAGCGAGCUUGGUGUAGAGAGGACCUAUCAGGUGCUGGCCAUGCUGGACUUCAACAGUUCCCGAAAGAGGAUGUCUGUGCUCUUGAGGGACCCCGAAGGCACGAUCCGACUGUAUACCAAGGGGGCAGACACCGUGAUAUUUGAGAGGUUACGGCCAGGAUGUCCUAAUGAGCUUGCUACCGAGAAGGCCCUGGAUACCUUUGCGGAGCAGACACUUCGGACGCUCUGCUUAGCCAGCAAAGAAGUGGAGGAGGAGUUCUACCAAGAAUGGAGAAAGAGGCACCAUGAAGCCAGUAUUCUGUUGCAGAACCGGGCCCAGGCCCUGGAUAAAGUAUAUGAGGACAUGGAGAUGGAUCUCAAGCUCUUGGGAGCCACAGCCAUUGAGGAUAAGCUGCAAGAUGGCGUGCCUGAGACCAUCCACCUUCUCAAGAAAGGGAAUAUCAAAGUGUGGGUAUUGACCGGAGACAAACAAGAGACUGCGGUGAACAUUGGUUUUGCCUGUCGCCUGUUAACUGAUGAUAUGGAAAUUCUGGAUGAGAAGGAAAUCCAAGAGAUGCUUGAGAUCUGUUCGGAGAGCAAUAACAACUUUGGUGGUGUCCGAGACUGUGACUCAAGGCUCCAGCAGCAACAGGGCAAAAUGGCCCUGGUGGUCACCGGAGACUUCCUGGACAAUCUUCUGCUCAGGGCUGGGGAGUCACAGGCCCCAGAAAAGAAGCCCAGUCUGCUGGACCGCAUGGGGCAGCGCUGCCGAUCUCAGCAGGCUCCCAAGGACCUGGCAAGCUCGAGGGAGAGAGCCUUUGUGGAUCUGGCCAUCCAGUGCCAGGCUGUCAUCUGCUGCCGAGUGACCCCCAGGCAGAAGGCCCUUAUUGUCCAACUGAUCAAGAAGCACCGGCAUGUGAUCACACUGGCCAUCGGGGAUGGCGCCAAUGAUGUCAACAUGAUCAAGACUGCUGACAUCGGGGUGGGGAUCAGUGGGAAGGAGGGCAUGCAGGCGGUUCAGUGCAGCGACUACGCCCUGGCCCAGUUCUCCUACCUGCAGAGGCUGCUUCUGGUGCACGGGCGCUGGUCUUACCUCCGAAUCGCCAAGUUUCUCCGUUACUUCUUCUACAAGACCUUUGCCAGCAUGAUGGUCCAGAUCUGGUUCGCUUUCUACAGUGGCUUCACAGCUCAGCCACUGUAUGAGGGAUGGUUCCUGGCGCUCUACAAUGUCUUCUAUACAGCCUAUCCUGUGCUCUCCAUGGGCCUUCUAGAGCAGGAUAUGAGUGCCAAGAAGUGCUUGGAAUUCCCUGAGCUCUAUAGUGUGGGACAGAAGAACCAACUCUUCAACUACCAGGUCUUCUUUGUGGCCUUGGUCCAUGGUGUUGCCACAUCACUGGUGAAUUUCUACGUAGCCGUGUGGGCAUUUAAUGACACGGCUGGGCCUGGAGGCAUCUGUGAUUAUCAGACCUUUGCUAUCACUGUGGCCACAUCUGCCCUCCUCUCCGUCAUUGCUGAGAUUAUCAUGGACAUCAAGUUCUGGACCAUCCUGUCUGUCCUGGCUGUCUCCUCCAGUGUGAUCCUCUACAGCCUCAUGUCUUUCCUCACCCAGAACUUCUCUGCCUUCCGUGUGGCCCCCACCAUUUUCAGAUUUUUAUAUGCUAACCAAAAUGCCCUGACAGAACCCUACAUCUUGCUGGUGGUGCUGCUGACUGUGAUCACGAACACCAUGCCCUCACUGGCUGUCCGUCUACUGUUCCUUCUACUUCACCAACUGAAAUACCGGGACAGUCGAGUGGAAGUCAGCGCCGUGGAGCUCACAGCCCACUUCCAGAGGGACUCGUUUCGCCGCCGCUCUAGUUACGCCUUCUCCCACAAGGAAGGCUAUGCUGACCUCAUUACUGGGGGGGCCAGUCUUCGGAAGAAGGCCCCCCGGUUCAUCCGGAGUGUCAGCACCAAUGGGAAUCCUCAGCCAGCCACCAAGAACUCCCCUUGCCCAAGGACCAGAGUGCCAAGCAAAGGAUCGCCCUGA
Gracilinanus agilis (Agile Gracile Mouse Opossum) is the source of this 2601-nucleotide messenger RNA. RefSeq names its product ATPase phospholipid transporting 8B3 (gene ATP8B3). Gene Ontology annotation, cellular component: plasma membrane. NCBI's taxonomy places the organism in Eukaryota, Metazoa, Chordata, Mammalia, Didelphimorphia, Didelphidae. Gene Ontology annotation, molecular function: ATPase-coupled intramembrane lipid carrier activity; ATP binding; ATP hydrolysis activity. Bases 1 to 2601 code for a protein of 866 amino acids. The record is from RefSeq and is a predicted model, not a curated record. Gene Ontology annotation, biological process: phospholipid translocation; Golgi organization. The transcript has 18 exons.